This is a messenger RNA of Prunus persica (peach), 2116 nucleotides long. Its product is annotated as triose phosphate/phosphate translocator, chloroplastic. The coding region runs from base 464 to 1747 and encodes 427 amino acids. The transcript has 12 exons. Gene Ontology annotation, molecular function: antiporter activity. The record is from RefSeq and is a predicted model, not a curated record. Gene Ontology annotation, biological process: transmembrane transport. Gene Ontology annotation, cellular component: Golgi apparatus; membrane. NCBI's taxonomy places the organism in Eukaryota, Viridiplantae, Streptophyta, Magnoliopsida, Rosales, Rosaceae.
AUGACCCUUUAUAGCAACAGUCUUCCAGUUAUCUCUCUCUCUCUCUCUCUCUCUCUCUCUCUCUCUCUCUCUCUCACAGUUAACAGUCUUCCUCUCUAUUAUUGUUGGCUUACAACUUUAACAAGCUCUGUGAUCUCUCUGACUUUCUCUCUCCCAAAAGCUUUCAACGCCAUAACCCCCAAAACUCUGAUCUCUCGGUAGUUGGGUUUGGUUCUCUGCUGCAAAACUAUCCAUCCACUUUCUUAAAGCAAUACAUUUUUUGCGUUCUGUGAUAAAAGAAAAUAGGAAAAAAAGAAUUGAUUUUUCUCUGUUUCCUCCGCUUCAUACAUAUAAUAUAAACAAACCCAUCUCCUCGUUUUCAACGUUCAUAUAUGCUUUAAUAUCAUUCAACUUACCGGUUUGCUUUGCCUACCUACUCAAAGUCCCUGCAAUUCGUUGACAAUCUCUCUUGGGGGGUCUAAAAAUGGCUUCAGUGAUCAACCCAGUUCACUCUCCAAUCCGUACUUGUCAGUUUUCUUCGCUAUACUUAUCAUCCAAUAAGAUUUCACCUUCGUUUGCUCUGCUCAAGGCUCGGUCACUUUCUUCCAAGGCUUCAAGCUUGACCUUUUCGCCGUUGCCGGAGACUAUAAAACCUUUUUCGCCGGUUGAAACUUCCGGCAAGGCCUUGAGAUUUUCCGGGUGGAGUCAAGAGCUGAGACGGCGAGGCUCUGUUGAACCUCCGGUUGCUAAGGCUGCAGCUGCCGAUGCAGAGGGUGCUGAGAUUGAGAGUGCUGCUGGGUAUGGAAAGCCUUCAAAGAGCUUUUCUGAGAAAUUUCCUUUCUUGAUCACUGGCUUCUUUUUCUUUAUGUGGUACCUAUUGAAUGUCAUCUUCAAUAUACUCAACAAGAAGGUCUACAAUUAUUUCCCAUAUCCAUACUUUGUUUCUGUUAUACAUCUCCUUGUUGGAGUGGUGUACUGUCUUGUUUCUUGGUCCAUUGGCCUACCGAAGCGGGCACCCAUUGACAAGGAGCAGUUGGCACUACUGACCCCAGUUGCAUUCUGUCACGCCCUUGGACAUGUCAUGUCCAAUGUUUCAUUUGCAGCUGUUGCUGUGUCUUUCACACACACCAUUAAAGCCCUGGAGCCGUUCUUCAAUGCAUCUGCUUCUCAGUUUGUUUUAGGCCAACACAUUCCCUUGUCCCUGUGGCUAUCGUUGGCCCCUGUUGUUAUUGGUGUGUCCAUGGCAUCAUUGACUGAACUUUCCUUCAACUGGCUUGGGUUUGGUAGUGCAAUGAUUUCAAACAUUGCAUUCACCUACAGAAGUAUCUAUUCGAAAAAAGCAAUGACAGGAAUGGACAGUACAAAUGUGUAUGCUUACAUUUCAAUAAUUGCUCUCUUGGUUUGCAUCCCGCCAGCACUACUUAUUGAGGGACCCCAACUGCUGCAAUAUGGAUUUAGGGAUGCUAUUGCCAAAGUAGGCCUUUACAAAUUCUUGUCUGAUUUAUUCUGGAUCGGAAUGUUUUAUCAUUUGUACAAUCAGCUUGCUACUAACACUUUAGAACGGGUUGCACCGCUAACGCAUGCUGUUGGAAAUGUGUUGAAGCGUGUCUUUGUGAUUGGUUUCUCCAUUGUUGUGUUUGGCAACAAGAUCUCUACACAGACUGGGAUUGGUACUGCAAUAGCAAUUGCUGGUGUUGCCAUCUACUCCCUAAUUAAAGCAAACAUAGAAGAGCAAAAACGGAAGGCUGCUGCAAUUUCCACCUCAUAGGUUUAUAGCAUUGGAUGAGGGUGCUAAGCACACAGUUGAUGCUCCUGUUUGAAUUUGGUGGAUCAACUUAAGAGGCUAGUUUGUGGUGGAUGCUUACGCGAAAUAAAAGCUCCGAGAAAUAAUGAGAAAACAUAAUAAUUUCGAGUCACAAGCAUCAGGAGAUUACGAAAUUGAAAAGCUCAUUGGAUUUUCAAAUGUAGUGUUGUAUUGUUACCAAACCGCAAGUGAUCUCCGAACAGACCUGAUCACUUUUGUAAUAGCAAAGCAAAGGCACUUUUUUGCUGGCGCUUAAAAUCCCUGAAUAGGUGUCUUACUUUUCUUCACAGAAUUUUCAAUGCCAUAGUAACCUCAGCGUUGCACAUCCUCUCA